AUGAGCAAAAAAAAGAGAGUUUCUUGGUUUUUUGAAAGUCAACAGGAACCAAAAGAUGAAUAAAAUCAAUCAUCUUUAUAAAUUAACACAGUUGAAGAACCAAAGUAGGAUUAAAGAAUGCCAUCGUAAUAAAUCACUCAACCAGCGUAGGUAGUUUCUUAAGCUCCAUAACCGAUGCCAUCUUCUUAAUUUGAUCUGGAAAGCAAUAGAACUAGAAAAGUUUCCUUUAUUCCAUUUAUUGGAAAAGUUGCUGAAUCAACACCGCCAAAAUUGAGUCCAAUUUCUGAAGAGCAGCCAAGUUCUAAAAAGCAAGAACCUCAGUAAAAUGAGUUGCCUGUUGCUUAAUCAAUUUAAAUUCAAUAUUCUAUACAAAAAUAGGCACCGAUUUAAAAUUAACUUAUUCAAACGUCAUAAUAACUACAAUAAAGAACACCAAAAGCAAUUCGAAUGGAGGAAAACACUGGAAAAUAAUCCUAUAGAAAAAAUGUGAAACCUGUUGAAAUUGAUAUAGUAAAGGAUCUAUAAUAGUUAAAUUCUUUAGCUGAAAUGAAUGAUGCUACAUUGAAAAGAGUUAUUACCAGAGAAGAAUAAGAAAUUUUACAAAUUUAAGAUGUGUUGUACCAAAGGAUAAGCAAACUUCAAUAGAAAUUAAUUUAAUUAAAUGACAUUGAAUAAAAGUAACUUGAUUCAAAGAUGAAUAAUAAUAAUAAAGUGGAUUAAAUACAAGAUAGAGAAGAUUUAUUUGAAAAUUAGUUAGAUGAACCAAAACAGUAGGAAUAAAAUAAAGGAUCUUCUUAGCAAAUAAGAGCUAUGUUGAUCUAAUGUCUUGGAUAUCAAGUAAGUAGCAUCUAUUAUGAUAAAAAACGAUAUUAAAUAACAUUUACAUAUAAAUAGGCCAAUGUUCAAUACACAUUUUAGAAUUAGAAAUAGAUUGAUGGCAAUUUAGAAAUUUAAGAUAUCUUUAAUGAGUUCUAUAGAGAAUUGCAAGAAAAUAGAUUGGUAUUAUCUGGCUUAAAGAUUGAUUACAAAUAAAAAACAGAAAUAAAUAAAGGAGAAAUAGUUUAAUUAUCAUUGAAACAUUAGUUUUAAAAUUCUAAUAAGAUGGCUAAUGAGAUAAUAUUUUCAGCAAUUCAUUAAAUGCCAAUAUUGUUAUCGAAAGUUGAUGAAUUAGAAUAAUAAUUACUUGUUAGUAAUAAUAUUUGGGGUACUUUAUGGAGACUUGAUUCAGAAAAGGGCUUCAUUUAAAUUUUAUUCAGUCAUAGAUAUAGAAUAGAUGAUAAAAAUUUAUUACUUAACUCAAAAAAGAAAGUAUUAAGAUUUGAAAUAAAUUUAAGAACUUUCGAAAUUCAAUAUUAAUUUUACAAAUAUUUUGAUGAAAUAAUAUCACCAUUCAUUUAAAAAGACUCUAAGAGAAAAUAAAGUGCUAAAGAAAUCUCAGUUGGUGAAAGAGCAGAAGGUUUAGUGAGUGAUGAAUUUACAGAGACAAUUUAAGAGUAUUUAUUGCGAAAACCUAAUUUAUCACAUCUUGUAGAGUGGUUGAAUAUUAUAUAACUCAAUUGA
Paramecium tetraurelia is the source of this 1560-nucleotide messenger RNA. RefSeq lists its product as uncharacterized. The transcript is spliced from 2 exons. The record is from RefSeq and is a predicted model, not a curated record. Lineage: Eukaryota; Ciliophora; Oligohymenophorea; Peniculida; Parameciidae.